This is a messenger RNA of Raphanus sativus (radish), 1032 nucleotides long. RefSeq lists its product as uncharacterized. NCBI's taxonomy places the organism in Eukaryota, Viridiplantae, Streptophyta, Magnoliopsida, Brassicales, Brassicaceae. The transcript has 7 exons. Bases 1 to 1032 code for a protein of 343 amino acids. The record is from RefSeq and is a predicted model, not a curated record.
AUGGCAUUACAUCUAGCGUUAUGUCUAUGUGUCUAUCUGCUGUCUAUUCUAGGUGCAGAAGGAAGUAUUGAUGAUUUUGAUUGUGUUGAGAUAUACAAACAACCGGCUUUCCAACAUCCAUUGUUGAAAAAUCACAAGAUUCCGGAAACAUUCAGCUCAUAUGAGGAUCUUGAAAGAAGCGACAACUAUGAAAAGAAAGACCAGUGUCCAAAGGGAACGGUUCCAAUCUUAAGACAACGAAAUGGAUCCGAGAGCUUUCAUUUGAACACACCCGAGCAUUUGGGUCAACAUUUUGCAACAAUUCAGACGUCCAUUUUAGAUGAAAGUAUCUAUCGAGGAGCCGAGGCUGAAAUAAGUGUUCAUUCUUUAAAUUUGCAAGUGAACCAAUAUAGUAAAAGUCAAAUUUGGUUAGAAAAUGGAUAUUCAGGUCAACUCAAUAGUAUACAAGCUGGUUGGGCGGUGCAUCCAAGAUUGUACGGUGACAGUGCCACACGAUUUACAAUAUAUUGGACUGGAGAUGGCUAUGGUAAAACUGGGUGCUACAACACACAAUGUCCUGGUUUUGUUGUUUUAAGUCGAAAUCACAGAAUUGGAAAUCAGUUCUCCGGAUCAUCUGUCUAUGGAAAAACAAGCUUUUAUUUUACACUGCAAAUAUUUCAGGAUCGUUCCAGCGGAAACUGGGGACUUAAACUAGAUAAUGAAGUAAUUGGUUACUGGCCGAAAGAGUUGUUUAAAGAGUUAAACAAAGGAGUGUCUUUCGUGAGAUAUGGAGGAAAUACAUUUAUGUCCACCGAUGAAAUAAGUCCUCCAAUGGGAAAUGGAGAUUUUCCAGUUGCAGAUGUUUUAAAGACGGCAAAUUUUAAAAAUGUCUUGGUUAUAGACUCUAACUACAAAAGAGUUUAUGCUGAAGAGAAAAAUCUAAGACAAUAUGCUGAUACCUAUGAAUGCUUUAGGGUUAGAUAUUUGGGUAUUAGCAGAUCUAGUGGAAUGUCUUUCGCUUUUGGAGGACCAGGUGGCAGAUGUAGUUAUUGA